AUGGACUUGGUGUCCUUGCUAUCCAGCAGUGUCGAAAUUGCCAACGAGCCACUCCCAAGACAAUCCUGCAUGUCCACGCCCGUCGUCAGCAUCAAGGUGCGCAAAGAAGACUUGGCGCAAAGCGAAGGCAUCCAAUUCUCCACCGUGAUCCAAGAAGCCACGAAGAGAUACCGCCGGGGCGGGCCAGCCGAUCAGGAGGCCAAGCGCUACUUCCCUUUCCCAUCCCAGGUAGUGUGCGUCGAGGAAUGCCUGCAGAUCAUCGUCCGCACGUUCAUCGGGCGCUCGCUGCGGUGGUCCGAGCAGCACGAGUCCACCUUCGGAAAUGGCGACAGGGAGGAGCCGGUGGCCGGGGACCAGCUGCGCUAUUCGCGACCGACCUUCUUCGCGUCGCUCUCCGAGGAGCUCAUUGGCUUGACGCCCGACGAGCGGUGGUGCAUGCGGCACGCCCUCCACCACAUCGGCAACAUCGCCCGUUGCCACCCGGGGUGCCUCCCGAAGGGCCUCAUCCGCGCGGAGGUGGAGUCGCUGCGCCUGGCCGUAAGGGACGGGGCCCUGGAGGGCGUGUGCAUCCCGUGCCCUGACGAUGCCGUGCCCCAGAUCACAUUCGUGCGGCCACCGUGCCUACCCCUGGGCCCCCAAGGAACGGCCACGGUGGAGGUGUCGCUGGGGCGCUGGCAGUCAAGCUGGAGGCUGCUGGUGGUACACAACGGAAGCCUCGCCGGGGAGUUUUCUUUCGCGGGUGGCUCUGAGGACACGGGGCAGGCGGGGGCUGGGGAGGGCCGGGUGGGCGGGAGCGAGGGGGACGCUGAGCUGGUUCUGCGCGUGGUGGUGGUGGUGAGGGAGACUGGAUUGAAGAUGAUAAGGAGCGUGAAUCUUGGAGAAAACAUCCCUGGCACGGUGAUCUUCACGGUCGUUGGCCAUCCGGGCAGCUCCACGCCCUCCGUCAGCACCUCCACCCCACUGCUGGUCCUGUAUCCAGACGCUGCACAAGAAAUCAACCGCGUCUUCGCGAAAAUGGUGGAGAGGAUGGAGGCACGCCACGGCGGCGGUCCAUGCGCCGGGGACGCCAUGGCUCGCACCUGGCGCACCUGCUUCAAGAAUCUGGCCGUGGACAUUGAGUACCUCAUGGCGUCCCUGCCGCUCUGGCGGGAGUGGAAGGGCGGCGACGGGCGGACUCAGGAGCAAUGCCACGAGACGCUGGAAAAAGUUUCUGAGUAUCUGGCCAGGAACCAUAUGUGGGAGACCAUCGCUUUCCUGUUGAAGACAUUCGUCCAGGGCUCCGGUACCAUCUGCGUCAUGGACAAGCCCCUGUCAGGGGACCAGCUGACGACCAGCUUGCUUAAGUGCGUGUACGCCAUGACCUCCCAGAUGAAGCCAAACCCCAAUAGGUCCAAUUUUCAGUGCAAUGCCGCGUACGAAAACAGAGCCCAGGGCCGCCGCCCGGGAGCAUGCCUCCCGACCUGGAUGUCCCGAGUGUCCGCGGAAGAUUUCGCUGCACUGCUGCACGAGAAAACCCAACGUGAUUAUCGCGAAGAGAUGAAGGACCGAAUGGAGUCCUGGGUUGCGGACACCAUGGCAGCUUGCGGCUUUGAGGAUGGCGGGCCGUCCAGCCGCGAGGCGCCCUCUAGGAGUCAGGACCAGUCUGUUGAGCCCAGCGCUCUGACAACUACGGCGCGGCAGCUGCCUGGGCGCGUUCGAAAGGGGUGGGGAGUUUUGCGGUGCGUCGGGGCGGUCGUUGAGGCAAGGGAAUCGGUGUUUGGAUUCCAGUGCCAGUCUUUGGAGGCCAGCUACCACAGGUACGUGAACAGGGAACGGGCCGUCGUGGACUUGGCGAUGGUGACAGCCAGGCUGGCGUCCUGCGCACUGUUGGCAUCCCAGGUGGAUGAUGCCGGCAGACACCUUCCACAAAUUUUGACUUGGAAUUUGAUAGGCCCCAUGCUUUUGGUGAUGCUUAUGGUGUGGGGGGACGCAUACGAAAAGAGGAGGGAGCGGGUGGCGAUAAGCAUCCGCGUGGUGAAGGUGUGCUCGACAGUGGCGCUGCGGAUGAAUUGGGGGCUCUCGGGCGGAAUUCCGGGAAAGGUCGCCAUCAAUGCAGGCCAGCUGAUAUGGGAGGCUUUGGUGUUCCCCGUGUGGCUGCAGGUCAGUUUGAGGGCACAACUCGUCCUGGGGCUGCCCGAGGCGCUGCUGAUGGCAAAUUCGUGCUGGAGGACAUCUGGUGGCCUGUGCCGACAUGAAUGGCUCCCGGCGGUGACAUCUUAUGCUGCGUCCUGCGCGGCGGUGUUCGCCGUCGAGUGCCUUUUCCGGCGAGCGUUCCUUGAGGUCCAAGUCAGGGGAAAUUCUAAGUGA
This is a messenger RNA of Ostreobium quekettii, 2346 nucleotides long. The record is from the annotation of a GenBank genome assembly. NCBI's taxonomy places the organism in Eukaryota, Viridiplantae, Chlorophyta, Ulvophyceae, Bryopsidales, Ostreobiaceae.